UGUGAAUGGCCGCCCAGCAGUGUCUGCUCAUUUUAGUUGACAAGAACGUGUCAGGGUGGAGUCGCGGAGAGGCUUGUAGAGUUUCGAUUCGUAUUCACCGAGCACAUUUUUACAGCGUUAAAGUUGCUGAGGAUGGCCGUUCAGUGUGUGUCAAAAGUCGAGCUCUCCAUUUCUUGCAAUAAUCUGCUGGAUAAAGAUGUUGGAUCCAAGUCUGAUCCACUCUGUGUUCUGCUGCAAAGUGUUGGGGAGGAUCAAUGGGCAGAGGUGGACCGCACAGAGAGGGUGAAGAAUUGCCAGGACCCUGAUUUCUCCAAAAAACUUCAUCUUGACUACCACUUUGAGAAGGUGCAGAAACUAAAGUUUGGCAUCUAUGACAUUGACAACAAGUCUGUUGAUCUCAAAGAUGAUGACUUCCUGGGAGGCUUUGAAUGUUCCCUUGGCCAGAUUGUGUCAAGUAGGAAGCUCACCAGACCCCUUCAGCUCAAAGCAGCAAAACCAGCCGGCAAAGGCACAAUAACGAUCACAGCUGAGGAAGUGAAGGACAACAGGGCUAUUGUGCUGGAAAUGGAAGCCAAAAACUUGGAUAAGAAGGAUAUGUUUGGGAAAUCGGAUCCAUUCCUGGAGUUUUUUAAGCAGGAAGAAGAUGGGAAAUGGCAGCUAGUGUACAGGACAGAGGUCGUCAAGAAUAAUUUGAAUCCAUCUUGGAAAAAGUUCACAGUCUCCUUGCAUACAUUCUGCAACGGCGACCUAAACAAACCAAUCAAGGUUCAAUGUUUUGAUUAUGAUAGCGAUGGCUCUCAUGAUCUCAUUGGUGUGUUUCAAACUAAUGUGUCUGAUAUGCAGAAAGCAGUUCAUGGCUCUCCGGUUGAGAUUGACUGCAUUCAUCCAGACAAGCAAAAGAAGAAAAAGAAUUAUAAGAACUCUGGAGUCGUCAGGAUUAAAAAUUGCAAGCUGGAGGCACAGUAUUCAUUUUUGGAUUAUGUGAUGGGAGGUUGCCAAAUUAACUUCACGGUGGGCAUUGACUUCACUGGCUCUAAUGGGGACCCCCGCUCUCCUGACUCUCUGCACUUUCUCAGUCCUAAUGGAGUGAACCAGUAUCUGUCAGCCAUCUGGUCUGUUGGUCAGGUAAUUCAAGACUAUGACAGUGAUAAACUUUUCCCAGCCUUUGGAUUUGGUGCCCAAGUGCCUCCAGACUUCAAGGUAUCCCAUGAGUUUGCAUUGAACUUCAAUCCCAGUAGCCCUUAUUGUCAAGGAGUACAGGGCAUUGUGGAAGCGUACCGUGCAGCUUUGCCCCAGGUCCGUCUCUAUGGUCCCACAAACUUCUCCCCAAUUAUCAAUCAUGUGGCCCACAUUGCAGCCGGAGCAGCCCAGCAACCAAAUGCAGCUCAAUACUUUGUGCUGUUGAUCAUCACUGAUGGAGAAAUCACUGAUAUGGACCAGACCAGACAAGCCAUUGUGAACAGCUCCAAACUGCCUAUGUCCAUAAUCAUAGUGGGUGUGGGAGAGGCAGACUUUAAGGCCAUGGAGGUUUUGGAUGGGGACAAUGGAGUUCUCAAAUCUUUGUCUGGUGAACCUGUGGCCAGAGAUAUUGUACAGUUUGUGCCCUUUAAACAGUUUGCCAAUGCACCCAAAGAAGCUCUGGCUCAGAGUGUUCUGGCUGAAGUGCCAAGUCAGCUUGUGUCAUACUUUAAAAUGAGAAACCUGGGUCCAGUUAACCCACCCGCGCCAACCAAAUAGACACAAGUUUGGCAAUAGGAGAUAUCUAAAUAAUAUACAAAUAGGUAUAGAGUUAGUUAGAAUUACUAUGGACCACCACUAGAGGGAGUCUUCAGUAGGAAUGUUGAGCUGUUGCAGACCACUUGUUUUCCUCUUUACAUUUUGCUUUAUAUAUAUAUAUAUAUAUAUAUAUAUACUCUUUUAUAUAUUACUUCAUUAUUUCUUUACAGUCUUUGUAAAUCGUAUUCCUUUUGUCAUCCAUAAUGGAUGUCAUUCAUCAUUUUGCGUAAUUGAACUGUUUUCUUCCAUCUGAAAAUGAGUUUAUAUUACUGUUCUUCUUAAUAGAUAUAUUUUUUCUGUAUGGUUACGUAUAGUUUUUAUAUUUUUGUUUAUGAUAGAGGUGCCUUUAUUACCCUUAACUGUAGAUUUGCAAUCACUUUUAGCCUUUUGUGAUGCAUCAUGGCACUUGCACAGCUUUUUUAUGAAAUGAUAUGCGAUAUAAAUCUAAAAUGCUGGUAUAUGCUUGGCUCUUUCUGCUGUACAGUAGUUAUGAGAUUUGAGUAUAUGACUUAACAAUCUCAGACCAUAUUCUGUCAUAGAUUUACAUGCUGCAUUAAAAUAUUAGCUAGAAACUAACCAAAGACAGCAAUGCACAUCUUAAGCAAACUGGAUAUUUUGGUGAAAGAGAAAAUGUCACUGAAAAUAUUAAUGUUGUUGCUUAUUGGUGUGUAUAUUAAGACUGCGCGCUAUGCCUAUUACUACUUGGUAUUAACUUUAUUUUGUAGUGCCAAGGACUAAGAAAUUAAGUAGAAUAGUGAAUAUGCAUACUGUGCAACAGUAAAAAUGGCAUGUUUAUUUUGGGACUAUAGAACUACCAAAUCAAGUAAUUUUUUGCCUUGCAAUAAUUUCUAAAAUGUUUUGGCAGUAAAUGUCCACUGUGCCAACAUGUAUUUGAAUUAUAAUAGUUGUUUGAAUUGAUCUAACAUAAAUUUCUACACGUUAAUUGCACAGCACAGUACCAUAAAACUGCACUUUUUUCUCUACAGUGCUAUAAAAUGAUGUUAUUGAUAUUAACUAAUUGUAUAUUAUACAAUCAUGCCUAUACGCUUGAACUUGCCAUAUGAAGCCUUUUAAAAUCAUUAUCUUGUUUUAAAAAUCCUGUAUUUUAUAUUGAUUUGAAGAGAUCUUGAAUGUUACGAUAUUCCUGUUUUCUUUCUCAUUCUGUUGUUUUUCCUCUUAUAUGAGUCAUGAUUGAUUGACGCUUACUUUAGACAGCAACAUGUUACGCAUUUCAAUUGCACUGCUUUUUUAACCACCAUGAAGACAUUCUCAAUAAAAUUGCCUUUUUAAAACAUUAUCUCUAAGUGUUUGGAAUGAAAGCAUGUGCCGUCUGUCAUACAGUAAUCAAUGUGAAGUCAUAAUAAAGUGGAAUUUUUAUUAUUUGGA
Molecule: messenger RNA, 3162 nt
Organism: Triplophysa rosa
Lineage: Eukaryota; Metazoa; Chordata; Actinopteri; Cypriniformes; Nemacheilidae
Gene: cpne1
Product: copine I
Exons: 16
Coding region: 133-1737 (534 amino acids)
Biological process (GO): regulation of canonical NF-kappaB signal transduction; cellular response to calcium ion; positive regulation of tumor necrosis factor-mediated signaling pathway
Cellular component (GO): plasma membrane
Molecular function (GO): calcium-dependent phospholipid binding
Source: RefSeq, a predicted model, not a curated record